UUUUUGGUUAUGUGCGACGCAUGGCGUAGGUUGCUGCAAGGAUGUGAUUAGACAGGGAUCCCUGCUUUAGAGUUCCCCUGUUCUGCCUCCAAACUGAGUCGCUCACGAUGCCCAGGGCUUUGCGGAGACUGGUCCAUCUGGUGCUGUUCUGCCCUUUGUCCAAAGGCCUGCAGAGUCGUCUCCCAGCAAUUAAGGUGAAGUAUCUCCUCCUGGCAUGGCUGGGCAUCCUCAUCGCCAGCUGGGUCAUCUACAUGCAGUAUGCCUCAUACUCUGAACUCUGUCGUGGCCACGUCUGCCAUAUGGUUAUUUGUGAUCACUACAGAAGGGGUAUAAUAUCAGGGUCGUCCUGCAAAGCACUGUGUGAUCAGAGAAGUCUAACCCUGCAGCGCUGCAUGUCCACCUCCUCGACACACCAGGUGUACAGUGGACUGUGGAAGGAAAGACCUGUUGUCAUCAAGUGUGGUAUUGAGGAUCCAGUGAAGAUCGAUGGGGCUCCAGACUCAGUGCUGCGCCGUGAGAUGAGCUUAUUCGACAAACCCACUCGUGGAACUUCAAUGGAUGAAUUUAAGGAGAUGCUUCAUAAUUUCCUCAAGGCCAACCUCGGGGAGCAGCCAUCUUUGAACACAUUGGUGGACAGGGUCAUCACUCUGGCUGAUGUCAACCAGGACGGUAAAGUGUCUCUAGCAGAGGCCAAAUCUAUUUGGGCUCUUCUCCAGAUCAAUGAGUUCCUCCUGAUGGUGGCGCUGCAGGAGAAGGAGCACACUCCUAAGUUGCUGGGCUUCUGCGGAGACCUGUAUGUGACGGAGCGUGUGGGCCACAGCUCCCUCUACAGGCUGGAGGUGCCUCAUUACCUGCAGGCUCUGGUUCCGGAGGCCUUGAGCUCCAGCUUGAACCACUGGUUGGCGCCGGCUUGGCCCCGAAGGGCUCGCAUCACCAUCGGCCUGCUGGAGUUUGUAGAGGAGGUCUUCCACGGGUCAUACGGGAGCUUCUUAAUAUGUGAUGCUAGUCCUCGUCACGUGGGCUACAAUGCAAAGUAUGACUGCAAAAUGGCCAACCUGCGCAGUGUGGCGUCAGAAGCAGUCGUGAGGGGAUUUCUGAGGGGACGCCGCUGUGAGACUAACGCCGACUGUACCUACGGACGGGACUGCACGGCCACCUGUGAUAGACUAGUGAAGCAGUGUAACACAGAGGUGGUGCAGCCCAACCUGGCAAAGGUGUGUGUGCUGCUGCAGGACUUUCUGCUUUUUGGAGCGCCGUCAGACCUCAGAGGAGAUUUGGAAAAGCAGCUACGUACGUGUGUGACACUUAGCGGUCUAGCAAGUCAGAUGGAAGUACAUCACUCACUAGUGCUUAACAACCUGAAGACGUUACUAUGGAAGAAAAUUUCGAACACUCAGUAUUCUUGAAAACAGGUGGUGACGCCCCAGCCUGUACCUCUGUGUAAUGAUUAAUUACAUGAACAUUUAUAGUUUUUGCAGAAUCCCGUAGAGGAAGGUGAUAUUGAUGUAUUUUCACUUAACCCUGACUGUGAAUAACAGGAGACUGUGAAAUGAAAUAUAUAUAUAGUAUGAAAUAAGCAGACUUGUUCUCUCAUAUGAGCCCUGUUAUGCUUUCAUUCUCCAGUGCUUCAUUUUGAGAAGCACAUUUAUCUAGUCAGACGUUAUAUUCUCAGGACAUUGCCACUAACUUUAUUUUUAAACAUGUAAAUAAUAACAAGUAAAUAAUUUUUUGAAAUAAAACAACCUCCAACCUACUGGAUAAUAAGUUUCGUAUAUAGUUUUUUUUUUGUUUUUUUUUGUCUGAGACUGAGUGUUCAAAUGUAACAUAUGUCAUUUUUGUACAAGUGUAAAUAUUAGUAGACCAUUGCUGUUUCCUGUGUUAAAAAAAAAAAAUAAAGAUGCAUCAGAAGCAGAGGUACUGGAUGGAAUAAACAAUCAGAAAGUC
Messenger RNA from Sphaeramia orbicularis (orbiculate cardinalfish), 1944 nucleotides. RefSeq names its product divergent protein kinase domain 1B (gene dipk1b). Lineage: Eukaryota; Metazoa; Chordata; Actinopteri; Kurtiformes; Apogonidae. The transcript has 5 exons. The coding region runs from base 108 to 1406 and encodes 432 amino acids. The record is from RefSeq and is a predicted model, not a curated record.